Molecule: messenger RNA, 1360 nt
Organism: Protobothrops mucrosquamatus (brown spotted pit viper)
Lineage: Eukaryota; Metazoa; Chordata; Lepidosauria; Squamata; Viperidae
Gene: NR6A1
Product: nuclear receptor subfamily 6 group A member 1
Exons: 8
Biological process (GO): regulation of DNA-templated transcription
Molecular function (GO): zinc ion binding; sequence-specific DNA binding; DNA-binding transcription factor activity
Source: RefSeq, a predicted model, not a curated record
AUGCCGCGGAGGGCGGUCCAGGCGCGGAGGGGCCUAGCGAGGCCUGGCGAAGCCUGGCGAAGCCUGGCGGAGCCCGACGGCCUUGCGGCCGGGAAGAACGAAGGCCUGGCGGGGCCUGGAGAAGCCUGGGGCCCAGCGGCCAAGAAGAGCUGCGAUGACCGGGUGGACCAGCGUACCUGUCUGAUCUGCGGGGACCGGGCCACGGGCCUGCACUACGGCAUCAUCUCCUGCGAGGGCUGCAAGGGCUUCUUCAAGCGCAGCAUCUGCAACCGGCGGGUCUACCGAUGCAGCCGUGACAAGAACUGCGUCAUGUCGCGCAAGCAGCGCAACCGCUGCCAGUACUGCCGACUCCUCAAGUGCCUCCAGAUGGGGAUGAACCGGAAAGCCAUCCGCGAAGACGGCAUGCCGGGGGGCAGGAACAAGAGCAUUGGACCUGUCCAGAUCUCCGAGGAAGAGAUCGAGCGGAUCAUGUCCGGUCAGGAAUUCGAAGGGGAGGCCAACAUCUCCUGGUGCAACAACGGAGACAGCGACAACAGCUCCCCGGGCAACGGGGUGUCGGAGAGCAAUCAGCCUUCUCCGGUCUCGACGCCCUCUUCCAGUAGGUCGGUGGAGAUGAACGGGUUUACAGUUCUCAGGGACCAGUACAUGGGCACGCCGGUGUCCGCCCCUUACCAGUACCUGCCGCACCUUCUCAGCUGCCCGACUCACACCGCCCUGCUGCCCCCCCAGCCCCGCACCCUUGACCCCCAGGCCCACGGGCUGCUCAUCAGCCAGCUGGUGUCCGCGGAGGACCUGGAUCCCUUGGGCACCCCGAUGCUGAUUGAAGAUGGGUACCGAGUGACCCAGGCCGAGCUGUUCGCCCUGCUGUGUCGGCUGGCGGAUGAGCUGCUCUUCCGGCAGAUCUCCUGGAUCAAGAAGCUGCCUUUCUUCUGCGAGCUGUCCAUCAAGGACUACACCUGCCUGCUCAGCUCCACCUGGCAGGAGCUGAUCCUGCUCUCCUCCCUCACCGUCUACAGCCGGCAGAUCUUCGGGGACCUGGCGGACGUCACCGCCCAGUAUUCGCCCUCCGAUGAUGAGCUUCACAGGUUCAGCGAAGAAGGGAUGGAAGUUAUGGAACGCCUGAUCUACCUGUAUCGCAAGUUCAGCCAGUUGAAAGUCAGCAACGAGGAGUACGCCUGCAUGAAGGCCAUCAAUUUCCUCAACCAAGAUAUCCGGGGCCUGGCCAACGCCUCCCAGCUGGAGCAGUUGAACAAGCGAUACUGGUACGUCUGCCAGGACUUCAUGGAGUUCAAAUACCCGCACCAGCCAAACCGGUUUCCGGACCUGAUGAUGUGUCUACCGGAGAUCCGGUACAUCGCAG